Messenger RNA from Medioppia subpectinata, 1956 nucleotides. The record is from the annotation of a GenBank genome assembly. NCBI's taxonomy places the organism in Eukaryota, Metazoa, Arthropoda, Arachnida, Sarcoptiformes, Oppiidae.
GACUGUAUUGUGAGUCUCACACACUCUGACACACAGUUGUGUUGAUUGAGUUAAUGUCGUAUUCAUAUCAAUAUUACUCAACACUUAGACAGUUAUACACUCUUUGAUCCACAACUACGACAACUACAACAACUGCUAUCAAUUGAUCCACAGCUCAUCCAUUAGAUGAACAACUCGUUUGAAUCACACGUGAAAGUCAAGUGAAAGAAUGACAAUAUUACCGAAGAAGAAGCAAAACAACAAGACGUCCAGUGAGGACACAGUGGACACGGAAAGUCUGAAUUACGCGAAUCCAUUGAAUCCAUUCGGUCACAACUCAAGAGGACAUUCACCCCAAACCACCUCUCGAUGGACUCCAAUCAAUGGCUUGAAUCAGAGGAAUGAAGACAAGAGGAGUGCCAACGACUCGGACGGCACGUCAUUAGACUCGGGACCAACUCAUUCAAAGAGACGCCUUCGCAGAGACGAUAACAUACGCCACCACUUGAGGAAAGGCAAGGCUUUGGCCAACUCUGUGGCCGCCGUCGACGGUGUGGUGGAUGGAGACGUGCAGACGGAUGGCAAAGACAGAUGCGGUGACAAUAGCGCUAUGAAUGCCGUCACCAAUGAGUCGGCAAUGAGUGGCGAAACCGCUUCCGGUUAUAAUAGUGGAGACGAAUACGAGAAGCCGUCGCAGAUGUGGUCCAAAGAGGAAUGGGAUGAGAAGGAAAGGGUAUUUGCGAAACGGCUUAAGAAGAAGGCGUUUGUCAUCAAACAGAUGGGCGAAGACGGCGCCUGUCUUUUUAGAGCUGUCGCGGAUCAAAUAUAUGGUGACCAAGAAAUGCACGAAUCGGUUAGAAAGCUAUGUAUGGAUUAUAUGGUGAGAAUCACUAUUACAUUGUAUUCACUAUAUAUGGCUGUAUUGAAUGACUAUUAUGCCAAAAAUGGCGAUUACUUUUCGCAAUACGUGACGGAAGACUUCACCGCAUACAUCGAGAGGAAGCGCUUGAACCACAUUCACGGCAAUCACAUUGAAAUGCAAGCCAUGAGUGAAAUAUUCAAUCGUCCGAUAGAAGUGUAUCACUACUCGUGUGAACCGAUAAACAUAUUUCAGGGCAACGAAUCGGCCACUGAUAACGAACCGAUUCGCUUGAGUUAUCACAAGAAUAUUCACUACAACUCAAUAGUCAACCCUCAAAAGGCAACCAUUGGUCUGGGCUUAGGUUUGCCCGCAUUUAAGCCGGGAUUCGCUGAGAAGAGUUUGAUGGAGAAAGCGCUGCAUAUAUCAGAGCAGCAACAACUGGAACAGGCGAUGCUCGAAGACAAGAUCCGCGCCACCGAUUGGGAGGCAACUAAUGAAGCCAUUGAGGAACAGAUUGCCCGCGAGUCGUACGUCGAAUGGCUGAAGGAGAAUGAAAUGCGCUCUCACAAGAUGAAGAAGUCAGCCUCUGCCACAUCCACCGCCACUGGAACCACCGGAACCACUGUAUCCACUGGUGGUACCACUGGUGGUGUUGAGGGCUCCAAGAGUCCCAAUUGUCAGUCGAGCCCUCGUUCCAGUCCUAAGGCGUCUGGCAGUGGAACCAAUGAAAGGGAUGUCCACCACAUUCCUAACCGGGAGUUUGGUCUGAAGGAAACGGCAUCUUUCAUGCAUGAGUUGCCGCCACAAGUGUUUGGACUCAAAGACUGGACAGAGGAUGACAUCAUAGCCAAAGUGUUGGCUCAAUCGCAGGAGGAGUACAUCGAGUCUUUGAAACGAGACUCAAAAGCUGCCCAAACAAACACCGGAUGCAAAACACCCCCUCCUUCCUCAUCCACUUCAUCCAACUCUUAGAAAUGAAUUUAGAUGUCAAACAUGGAUAUAAUUGUUAUAAUAUUAAUAUUAUUAUUCAUUUAUCGAUUAUUCAAUUGCUGUAAAUUUGUUGCAAAUAUAAUAAUAAUUAUCAUUAAAUUCCACAAAAUAUCAUUUUAAAUAAU